AUGAAUCGAGUCAUCGCCAUUAAAUUUAUACUCUGUGCUGUACUUGUACUCUAUCCCGGGACAGAAAGCCAGUGGGUGCCAAGGCAACCUGGAUUGCCAAUUAAUCCUACUCCACUAUGUGCAUCCCAGUAUGCACUAGCACAACAUGCAUGUGCAGCACUGCCAUUUACCCCACUCCCUCCACCCACCCAUCCGUCAUCAUCUUCUCCGUCUGAUGGCUCAAGUCGUAGGCAUAGGCACAAUCAUGGACACAGACACGGACACACGAGGGACGGGCAUAAGGAAGCACAUGGUGAACGUGAUUGUUGCCGGUGGUUAAGAGAACUUGACAAUGUUUGUGUUUGUGAUCUGCUCGUGAACUUGGCCCCAUUCCUUUCUAGACCUGUACACAAUUAUACUGUCAUCGUUGAUGAAUCAUGCCAUGUGACUUUCCAGUGCGGGUCGGGUUCGGUUAGGGUCUGA
Molecule: messenger RNA, 462 nt
Organism: Fraxinus pennsylvanica
Lineage: Eukaryota; Viridiplantae; Streptophyta; Magnoliopsida; Lamiales; Oleaceae
Source: the annotation of a GenBank genome assembly